This is a messenger RNA of Paecilomyces variotii, 785 nucleotides long. RefSeq lists its product as hypothetical. The record is from RefSeq and is a predicted model, not a curated record. NCBI's taxonomy places the organism in Eukaryota, Fungi, Ascomycota, Eurotiomycetes, Eurotiales, Thermoascaceae. The coding region runs from base 1 to 621 and encodes 206 amino acids. The transcript has 3 exons.
AUGGCGGCUUUGGGGGAGGAUAUGGAGGAUAUGGGGGCUAUGGUGGUGGCUACGGUGAUGACUACGGGUAUGGAUGGUCUCCGUACGACGAGUAUGGGUAUAGGCAAUCUCGGCGCCAACGAAGGCAUUCGAUGCACGAGGGCUAUCCAGGAGCUGGCUCUUCCAGGCGCCGACGCGGACGCGAUUCUUCUUGGUAUUACAAUGAAGAUGGAGGAGGAAGAGGAGUGCAUUUUGACCUUCCGGAUGAUCAUGAUUAUGCGCGCGAAUUCUCUGGGCAUAGGAGACGCCAUCGCCGUCAUCACUCUGGGCGCUCAAGAUCCGGCUCUUUCGGUGGUUAUGGAUCAGAUUACUACUAUUCUGGUGGCUCAGAAUCAUACCAUCCCGACUUCGCAGGGCGACACAGGAGUCAUAGCCAUCCUUCCGGAUCCCGAGCCCAUUCUGAAUAUGGAUACGAUGACUACGGUGAAAGUGGACGGAGACGCCAUCAUCACCACCGCCGGAGAAGUCACGGCCAUCACAGCGACCACUCGAGUCAUUGGUAUUCUAAUAGCCCAUUCAACCGAUCAAGCCACCGACACGCCCAACAUCCAUCCGGGUGCGUGCUCAGCUGAUACUUUUUGAAUGUUUCGAGGGACGUUUGGAGGGCUGGUCCUGCCAUAGUCGAGAUAUACAAAUAAUAUACUCCUUCGGGCUGGUCCCGUUGUCUUAAUCUGGAAUGAAAGCUUUUCACUGUUUGGUACUCCGUGUGUCUUUCGCAAUCAAAGUAGAAGUGCAGGUUUUCCGAG